GAACUUUGAACCAAACGUAUAACCACACUAUUGCUCAUCAAUUACCUAUUUAAUAGCGAUCGCGCAUUGCUUUCAACAUGCCCAAAUUCUUCUGCGACUACUGCGAUGUUUACCUUACGCACGACUCCAUGAGCGUGCGCAAGGCUCACAACAGCGGCCGAAACCAUCUACGAAAUGUAGUCGACUAUUACGAACAAAUUGGCCACGAGAAGGCCCAGUCGGUCAUUGACUCAAUCACGUCUUCUUAUGCUGCCGAGGGUCAGGCCCACGCGAACCCCAUGCUUCCUCAGAAUCAGCCUGGUCAUGGCUUUCCUCCGCCUCCCUUUGGCUUCCCAGGUGGUGUUCCUCCUCCAUUCCCCGGAAUGCCAGGCGCCCCUCCUGGACAAUUUCCUCCACCUCCUGGCGGCGGUCGAGGCAUGCCUCCUAUGCCUCCAUUCCCCGGGGCCAAUGGCAUGGGCAUUCCUCCUAACGGUUUUCCUUUCCCUCCUCCUGGUGGUUUCCCAUUCCCACCUCCAGGUGCCCCCGGAGCUCCUGGUGCUCCCGGUGCUGCGUUCCCCGGCAUGCCCGGCAUGCCUCCACCUGGCCAGGGCUUCCCUCCCGGUGGUAUUCCACCACCUGGGUUUGCUCCCCCUGGCGCAGGACCCCCUGGACACGAGAAGCGAUAGAUUUCUCCCGAGUUGCUAGGGAGGAGUUUGGGGCUGGUUUUGCCCAUAGCAUUGUUGGCGAAUUAGGCGUUAAGGCAGUAUCUGGGAAAAUGGAAAGUAUCACCAGCCUGAGAUACUACGAGGUUAGAAUCGAAGAACUUUUUUAUCCUUCUUUCAAAUAACUACAGUUUGGAUUACAUCAAUCAUGACUCUUUUCAUCUUAAACGGUCUGGAUAGCCCAUCGUUUCUUAUCUGCUGCCUCUCCAGACACAAGCAAACUGAUUGAUAUAUAUAUGUGCAUUAGCUAUCUUACAUCAACAGCCACUCCUACCCAGUAGCAACGUGCAAGUGUCCUCCAAAUAUCAUUCCAUAUAGAACAUUUCGUAACAAUAAUUCCAGAUAGCAAACCAUAAACAUGACCGUUUUCGUAAUCCUCCAUCAUUCGUAAAGCGUGAAUCAUCUCUGUCGUGAACCUUUUGUCCUUAUAUCUUCC
This is a messenger RNA of Fusarium graminearum PH-1, 1137 nucleotides long. RefSeq lists its product as uncharacterized. The coding region runs from base 78 to 665 and encodes 195 amino acids. Gene Ontology annotation, molecular function: pre-mRNA 5'-splice site binding; zinc ion binding. Gene Ontology annotation, cellular component: U1 snRNP; nucleus. The record is from RefSeq and is a predicted model, not a curated record. Gene Ontology annotation, biological process: mRNA splicing, via spliceosome; mRNA 5'-splice site recognition; spliceosomal snRNP assembly. NCBI's taxonomy places the organism in Eukaryota, Fungi, Ascomycota, Sordariomycetes, Hypocreales, Nectriaceae. The transcript has 6 exons.